Selaginella moellendorffii is the source of this 1101-nucleotide messenger RNA. RefSeq names its product pentatricopeptide repeat-containing protein At4g02750-like. The transcript has a single exon. Bases 1 to 1101 code for a protein of 366 amino acids. Gene Ontology annotation, biological process: RNA modification. The record is from RefSeq and is a predicted model, not a curated record. Gene Ontology annotation, molecular function: RNA binding; protein binding. Lineage: Eukaryota; Viridiplantae; Streptophyta; Lycopodiopsida; Selaginellales; Selaginellaceae.
AUGAGGCGAAGCCUCUGUUUGAUUGCACGACGUCGUCUCGUGGACUGUCAUGAUCCAGGCGGUUGGUCGGAACGGGCAUUGGAGGACGCAGGUAAGCUCUUCUCUUUGAUGCCUGAGAGGAAUGCGAUCACUGAGACUACAAUGAUCCAAGCCUAUGGCGAAAGCUCCCGCGUCCAUGUAGCAGUUGGGAUCUUCAACAAAAUCCCAGAGAGCAACCUCUUGCCAUGGACUUCCAUGCUUGCUGCAUAUGCCCAGAACGGGCAGCUUGAAGAAGCUCGCGCGGUGUUUCACAACAUGCCGGAGCACGAUCUCGUCGCGUUCACCUCAAUGCUCACAGUGCACAUCCAGUCGGGGGAUCUCGAGCAAGCCAAGGCCAUCUUCGCCCGAAUGCCCGACCAGGACAUCAUCUCCAAGACAGCGAUGAUCCAGGCCUUCUCGCAAAACGGCCAGCUCCGAGAGGUCGGCUCAUCUUCGAGGAGAUGCCCGUCCAGAACAUCGUCUCGUGCACAGCUCUUCUCUCCUCGUAUGCUCGGAGCGGCGAUCUGGACCGAGCAAAACAGAUGUUUGACAAGAUGCCGCAGCGGGACGCCAUUGCUGGACGUCUCUCGUCGCUGCCUACGCUCAGAGCAAUCACUUGGAGGAGCCCAGGAGCUUGCUCGACCGCAUGCCAGUCCACAACUUGGUGCUCACCACGGCCAAUACUCGCAGCUCGGGAGAAUCGACGAGGCCGAGGUGGUGUUCGACAAAGUGGUGGUGAAAGACAUCCUGGCCUGGAAUACGAUGUUGGCGGCUUACUCGCAGCAUGGCUACAUCGAAGAACUACGGAACACUUUCGACGCUAUGCCGGAGAGGGAUAUCGUCUCGUGGAACAUCGCAGUGGCGACAGCACGGGCACGUCGACGAAGCUCGAAAGCUCUUCUCCAGCGUGCCACAGUAGGACUGCGUUUCCUGGACGAUCAUGAUCGCGGGCUAUGCCCGGAACGGGUAUAUGAGACACUUUCGACGCCAUGCCACCGGUGUCUUCCGAGGUCGUCUUCUCCAGCGCGAUGUUCACUCUGGCCGAGAGCUUCUCCGACGCCAUGGAGUUUUUCUACGCCAUGA